Messenger RNA from Aspergillus glaucus CBS 516.65, 473 nucleotides. RefSeq lists its product as uncharacterized. NCBI's taxonomy places the organism in Eukaryota, Fungi, Ascomycota, Eurotiomycetes, Eurotiales, Aspergillaceae. Bases 115 to 375 code for a protein of 86 amino acids. The transcript has a single exon. The record is from RefSeq and is a predicted model, not a curated record.
AUAUCCACUGGAAGUGACGGCAAUACAUGAUGUGACACUGGAGAAUACUAUCGAUUCUAUAGUGGUAGCCUUUAUUAGUGGGUUUGUUUCUUUUUUUUCUCUUUCUUGUGUGGUAUGCAUACAAGUAGUACUAGUAGUGUGUAUAUACUUGCUUGUUAUUAUUACAAUUUAUGGUCUGUUGUUGACAUCGCAAAGUCUGGAGAUAAACCAAACCCCGCUUAUUUUUUUCUCCUCUUUUUUUUCUUUUUUUUUCUUCUUUUUUCCCCCCUUCUCUCACAUCCUAUUAAUUCUCGUCUAUUUCUUUUAAAUCCCAUCAAGAUCAUCUGUAGCUUUCCAAAUCGCAUCCCUGUUGUUGGGUCUUUUUGUCCAUAUUAAACCAAUAUAUAUCAUCGCUUGGUUCUUAUCUCAUCCUGGCACGUGCGGAAAGCGGAUUGUGGCUGCAUCUCGCCUGGAAAAGAAACAAGGUAUGUUUU